This is a messenger RNA of Coturnix japonica (Japanese quail), 5443 nucleotides long. RefSeq names its product ess-2 spliceosome associated protein (gene ESS2). Gene Ontology annotation, cellular component: catalytic step 2 spliceosome. NCBI's taxonomy places the organism in Eukaryota, Metazoa, Chordata, Aves, Galliformes, Phasianidae. The record is from RefSeq and is a predicted model, not a curated record.
UGGACGCAGGCGGGGCUCGCCCUAACCCCCCCCGCUGUGCUGUCCCCCACUCCGCUCCUCCCCGCCGCAAGGGGGCGCGCUAACCGCCAUUCCCCGCUCCUCUCCCGGAAGGGGCGCUCCAACUCACCGCGUCGCGUUAUUAUGACGUCACCUCCUGCAACGGAGGCUGAGGAGGAUCAGGGUGUCAUGGCGGCUGUUCCUGCUUCUUCCCCUGGAGCUUUAGUGCCCGUUGCCACCGAGGCCGGUGCCGUGGUCAGGAGCAGGGAGGCCGUCAGACCGGCUGCGAAGCGUCCGAAGAAGAUCCUGGAUGAGGAUGCCUAUAUUGAGAGUUUAGAGAAUAUUAUUCAGCGCGAUUUCUUUCCUGACGUGGAAAAGUUACGGGCACAAAAGGAGUAUCUGGAAGCUGAGGAGAAUGGGGACUUGGAGAAAAUGAGGCAAAUCGCCAUUAAAUUCGGUUCCUCUGUGGGCAAAUCAUCGCGGGACACACCUGUGCCGUAUGUGACUCCAGCCACGUUUGAAACCCCAGAAGUGCAUCCAGGUGGUCUCCCUCUGGGGAAUAAAUCCAGAGCUGGAACCCGAGCUGCAGAGGAAGGAGAAGCAGAAAAAGAUGAUAAAGAUGCUCUUCCCAAUCUGGACAGUUUCUUAGCAAAACACACGAGUGAAGAUAAUGCUUCAUUUGAGCAGAUCAUGGAAGUGGCCAAAGAGAAGGAGAAAGUCAAGCAUGCUUGGCUGUACAGUGCGGAAGAGGAGUAUGCUCAGAGGCGAAAUGAAAACCUGGCACUUCCUUCAGCAGAGCAGCAAGCUCUGGAGAACGUGAAAGCUGGACUGGAGACCUGGGAGUACACAGCUAGAAACACCCUCAUGUAUUACCCAACAGGUGUACCUGAUGAGGAGAACACAUUUAAGAAGCCCAGGGAAGUUGUCCAUCGGAACACUCGUUUUGUGAAGGAUCCAUUUAGCCAAGCCGUGAGCAAAUCACAGCUCCAGCAAGCAGCAGCCCUCAAUGCUCAGUACAAACAGGGGAAAGUAGGGCCAGACGGGAAAGAGCUGAUACCCCAGGAGUCUCCAAAAGUGAAUGGAUAUGGAUUUGUGGCUACUCCCUCUCCUGCCCCUGGUGUGAAUGAGUCUCCUUUUAUGACAUGGGGUGAAAUAGAAACCACCCCUUUACGUCUAGAUGGAUCAGAAACACCAUAUGUGGAUCGCACACCUGGACCAGCCUUCAAGAUCCUGGAGCCUGGACGUCGUGAGAGGCUAGGACUCAAAAUGGCCAAUGAAGUGGCAGCUAAAAACCGAGCAAAGAAGCAGGAGGCACUUCGGAAAGUCACAGAAAACUUGGCCAGCCUCACUCCAAAAGGACUAAGCCCAGCAAUGUCGCCAGCUUUGCAACGGCUAGUCAACAGGACUACGAGUAAAUACACCGACAAAGCCCUGCGAGCCAGCUAUACUCCUUCUCCAGCCCACACAGGAACUCCUGGUUACAAGACACCAGCAAAUGGGCCCCAAACACCCACAACCACCCCACAGUCUAGGACAGUAUCUCGGACACCAGUAUCUCAAGAUACUACAUCAAUCACAGACAAUUUACUACAGCUUCCUAAAAGAAGGAAGGCAUCUGAUUUCUUCUAAAUAUUCUUGUCAUCAGCAAGGCAAUAGUGAACAGCACAUGCUCAGCUGUCUGCAACAUGGAUGCUUUGAACUAUCAGUAGUAAGAGGUAUCUAGAUUCAGCUGACAGAGUGGAAGCCAGCAGUUAUUAGAUCUGGGACCAGACCUAGACUAUGUAGCUGAAAUAGCUUGUGAUGUGCUUUAUGGAAGACAAGUGUCUCUUGCUGUGGUAUAACUUUCCUUUGAACUGCAUGGAUAUGUUACCCAGGGCUGCUGUACCAUAAGGAUGCUUCCUGCAAUGACAAAGAAAAGUCUGGACUGUUAGCUAAAGCAGUGAUAAAUUUUAAAAUCUCUUUUUUCAGAUGGUCAUGCAUUUAAAUACAUUUCUAUAAAAAUAUGUCUAUUUAUAAAAUAUGUUAAGCCUUCCUAAAAGGUUGAACUGAAUUUUACUCUUCCUUGUCAAACUUUUUUGGUCUCAUGCUUUGCAGAAGAGAGGAUAUCAAAGAGUCACAGAACUGUAGGGGUUGGAAGGGACCUCUAGACAUCAUAGAGUACAAACCCCCAGCUAAAGCAGUUUCCCUACAGUGGAUUGCACAGGGACAUGUCCUAGUGAGACUUGAGUAUCUCUAGAGAGGGAGUCUCUACCACUUCUCUGAGCAGACUGUUCUAGUGCUCUGUCACUGACAGUAUAGAAAUUCUUCCUUAUGUUUAUGUGGAAUUUCCUACGUUUCAGUGUCUCCCCUUUUCACCUUGUUCUAUUGCUGCACACCACUGAAAAGAGUCUACCCCCAUCAACUUGACUCCCACACUUUAGAUAUUUAUAAACAGUUAUGAGAUCCCCUCUCAGCCUUCUCUUCUCCAGACUGAAGAGUCUCAGCCUUUCCUCAUACAGGAGAUGCUCCGGACCCCUAACCCACAUAUGUAUGAGAUGUCACUCAGAGUUUUAGGGGACGUCUCUUUAAUGCAAGUGGAUUGUAAACUGGUGCUUCCCAGUGUGUGGUGGACUUGUCAAGAGAAGUAUUGUGUUGUGGAAAAAAGGAUGCUGCCAGUUCCAGACAUCAAUCCACACUUAAUAGUAACCUGCAAUUUUACUUAUGUUCUGCAGCUGGUGUAACAGAAGCUUCAGUGUGAGCAGCACUGUGACCCAAAAGAAAGCUUUCCUUUGUGCUUUUGAUCAUAACUCUUGGUUCUUGCAAACCACAUCAGAGAUGGUUGUUCAUUCAGCUCAGCAGAUGAACUUUGUAAAGCAAAAGAUGACUAUUUCUGAAAGGGUUUGGAGUAGCUGAAGCUGAAAACCAGCAGUUUCACAAGCUGGACCAAUUUUUAACAGAAUGUCAUUUCCUUCUCCCUACCUUUCCAUCCUGCAGAAGGAAGUUUGGCUUGCUGGUCAUGUUCAGGCUAUUCCUCUGCAGACUUUGGGAACACUCACCCUCUUGUGAAGUGGACAGAGAGGGCAGGGAUUUUGGACUUUGGAGUCUGGAACCAUAAGUAUCUAAAAGCUUCAUUCACAGACAACCCCUGAGAUGUGUCAGGCUGAAGCAUGUAGAAAACGAGGUCCUCACACUCCUUGGCGAUGUAUUUUGAUGCAGGGAAGUCAAUCUUGUAUUAUUUCUCAGUACACAUAAUUUUGCUGAUAUUAGAAUCUAUAAAGGGCAUUAACACAUAGACCAUUGUAUACAGAAUGACACGCAGGCUCCAGAUGUCAGGAAUCCUGGGGUCACAAUGUCCUGCAGCCCUUUGGGGACUACAUGUGCCCACAGAAGGUUUUGCUGAAAAUCUUCCAUUUUCAUCCUGAGAGUUUGGAAAAGUCAAGUCUGACAUCUUGAUGUUUAAAUGUUCAUUGGGAAGGUUAUUCCCAUAUUUCAGGUCCCUGUUAUCUAAGUAUAAGUCAUGGCAAUGCUUGGUGGCAGAAGCCAACUGCUGGAACUUAACAUGAGCAAAGUUCUCUUUCACAGCUUCUGCCAUCUCGAGGUGGUUCAGGAAGUCUCCCUGUACCCCCAGCUCCAUACAGAUGUGCAGUUUCCCUCCUGAUACCUCAAAGAUCUCAGAUGUUUUGAUGCUUGAUAGGUAGUGCAAACGUUCCAUCUGUUUCCUUAGGGAGAAAUCAGUCCAGGAAUUCCUCAGGCAUUCUGUUGUCAACUAUUUUUAUGGCUACAUUGCUUUUAACCAGUUGCAGCAGGUUAAUUUAACUGCCAUGGGAGACUUUUAGUGUGGUGCUCAGUGAUUUAUUUCAGUGAUAUUUUAGGGGUGUCUUCCUCUUCAGUUUGCCAGUUUUAGAUUAUUUUUUUUUUUCCCCUACAAGCUAUAAUGGAGAAGGAAUCGUUCAUGAUGAUGUUCACAAGAAAGGUCUUCGUGAAGGCAUUAAACUAUUAGUAAAUUUUCCUAAGCAACUGAAUUUAAGGGACGUGGUUUGGUGGUGGUGAUGGGUUGAUGUGGACUAAGAUUAGUGGUACCAACCUUAAUGAUUCUAUGAAUUUCUAAUGCUGAAGGUUUCCUUCUUUACCCAAUAGAUGGAAAUCUAAGCAUUUCUUGCUGGUUAUAAUGAGUUUUCAAAAUACUUUCAUUGAAUGGACCAAUGCUCAAUUUAUGCUGCUUGGCUUUAUGUUCAAGCACAACCGUGUAUCUGAGUUUGUUAUUGCAGCAGAGUGUUUUGAAACCUUUCUGAAGCCGUUUAAUUGUUCACAUUUGUAUCUCAAGAGGCACACAGGGUUAAGUACUACAUGAAGGAACUCCUAAAGGUGCUGGGGAGCAAGGGAUGCUGCUUGUUUGUCUAUUGCUUUCACAGUGGCUGCAUUCAAUUACUGUUUGUUUCUAUUUCCUUGGUGCUUUCUCUUAACUUUCUUUCCUCGGUUUUAUUUCAGCUUCUCUAUUUUAUGGCUCUGAUGAUUGGCUGCUUCCUGUGGGCUUGGCAGCUGUUAUUUUACUAAACUCUCAUUGAGUAAGUUGCAUUUUGACUGCCAGCUUCUGCUGUACUCCAGAAAAGCUCACAUCACUCCUUCAGAACUGAUGGGAGGAUGGUGAUGUGUGCUGAUUGCUUCCCUGUAUAAUCAGUCUCUGGGGCUUUUUGCUUUAUGUUGGUUUCUGCUUUUUCAAACGUAAUUCUUCAGUUCUCAAGGGUAUGGCUUCAAAGCCUUAAUGAUGAGAACAAUGCAGUGGAUAGGGACUAUCCUGCACAGCCCACCAAUGUCAUGCUGAUGAACAUCCUGAUCUCCAGACUGGGACUUUUGGUUGUCAUUCCUCCCAAACCCCCUUUCUUUGAAACUUUUGGCUCUGCUGAAGAGCAGUUUUAACCAUUCUGAGUUGUGGUUAUUGCAGUACAAGCUGAUCUAUGAGUGUGAGCUGAGCCCUGCUGCAGGAAGGCACAACCAGCUGAGUACACUGCACCACGCCUGGGCACAGGGCAGCCUGGGGAACACUUGGCAGUCCGGAUCUUCGCCGUGAUCGCAUGACAUUCUGUGCAGGGAAUAUCCAUGGAAAUAAUUAUGCAGCUCUUUGAGCAGUGCCUGCGGAUUUCUAGAGGGCUGAGGCUGUUUAGUGCCCUGUUUGCUUUGGAGGAGAGCUUCCUCCUGCGUGGUUUCCACUGCCACUUCCACAGCACCUGUCCCUGGCUGUGACCUUUCCGAGUGACUUUUAUAGCACAACUUGUGAGAAUGAAUUGAGCGAUACAGCGUCGCUGGGGUUUGUGAGUGGAUGGAAUAAUGAAUAGGUUUUGCUUUUUUUUCUUUUUAGUUUGGAUGUAACCAAGUGCUCAGGUUUUUUUUUCUUCAGGCAAAAAGAAGAAACAAGUAACCUAUUCUCAGACACUGAUGGAUGAAAAUAAAGAACGUCUAUUUACUGAUG